AUGGCUUCUCGUUGGGCUGCACAAAUGCAAGAUAUACUGAAAAAAAAUUCUACUGAUGAACUUGGAAGCUGUGAGUCUUUCGAUCGAUCUUUAAGAAUUCCGAAGACAAAUCUUGUCGAUAUUUCCGCAGAACAAGAAGCAUCAUGGCUGAUCUCAGCAAUACCUGAAUUUUCCGUUUUAGUAGAGGCACGGAAGGCCUCGGAUAUUGUAGUGUGUCUGCGGGAUUUGUUGUCCAGAGUUGAUUCUCUUGUUUACUCACUUCAGGAGGAAAAGGAACACUCGCGUAGCCUUUCAGCCGCCAUGGACCAAAUUGCAGCAGAUAUUUUGGAUGAAAAAGAACGAUCGGACAGCUUAUUUGGUACUAUAGCGGAUAUUAAUCAGCAGUUGGAGAAAACCAAGGCCGACUUUGAUGAACAAAUUCGCAAACAGGAAGUGGCAUCUUCAGUAGAAUUGAUUGCCGCGCGCCGUGCUGAAGGGCGUGCACUUGAGGCAAAGCGUCGUGCUGAGGAACAGCUGGUGUUGGUUGAGACAGAGUUAGAGGAGGAAAGAAUGGCAUUACGCAAGCUUCGGGAUAACUACGGUGAACUCAAAAUCGAGGCUGAACGCCUUACAAGGCUUACAGGUUCUAUUUCUGAUGCCAAUCAAGCAUCCCAACAGGAUUGGCGUGCUACGGAGGCUGAAAACACUGAUACAAACCACCAGAUUGGGUUACGUGAUGAUCAAUUGGAGGUCCUAGAACAAGCCCAAAUACUUCAAAUAUCAACUCUUCAAGCUGAGCUGCUUCAAAUGAGAAAAAUGGUCCGUGAGGCAGAGUCAAGGGAAGCUGUUUUGAACCAAAAAAAUCGUGUACAAGAGCAGACUUUGGCAGAACAGCAUGAAGAAGUCCACAAGACCGCCGCGCUGCUUAUGGAUUUUGACCAGCUCCAGUCUGAAUAUACGGACUUGCUAAAUAGGUAUAAGAACCUUGUAGAGAGCAGCAGUACUACUGAAAUAAGUACGAUAGAAGAACUUAAACAGCUUCGUCGUCAAGUUCGCCUGCUGGAGACUGAACUUGCAGAGGAAAAAGCACACACCAGGGCCAUUGAACUUGCUAAAAAUACACCUGAUCUGGAGGCAAUGCUGCGUCAAGAGGCCCUUGGUGAGACUUUGACAGGUCUUUCAACGCAUCUUGCUGCAGUGCAGGCACAGUACGCACGACCAUCUGUCACCAACUCUGCUUCUCCGAAUGAUCAUUCCUUCUCCGGGGAGGUGCCUAAAAGCAACGAUGACGUCUCAGGUUCGGGCGUUGCCGUAGGGAGUAAUGAGGAUGACACUAUAUUUAGAACUCCUAACCCAUCCAUCGAUCUUCUUCAUUCUCGUAUCACGCAGCUUGAGAGCUCUAUCAAGGAAAAAAAUAAGAAAGUGGAAAAAUAUGCUGCUGAUAUUCUUCGCCAACAGACUGUGAUUGAAACCUUGGAGGAUAAUCUCACAAACAAACUUACCACGUUGGAUCGUACAGAGCAACUAAAUGAGCAGUACCUUUCUACAAUUGACGCAUUAACACGCAGUAGUAAGGCACUUCGUGCUUCCGCACCGGUUCGAUUGGUUGUAGAAAAUACUAAAACAGCGGCUUAUGCAUCUGACAAACAUUCAAACAGGUCACGACGUUCGGCUCUGAGGACCACGAGCGGUGAAGAUGCUUCAAGGCCAGGUCUCUCACCCCUUCCGCGUACGCCGCAGCAGUUCGUUGUCGAAACGAGCUCUGCGCAGAGCGAUGCUACAGAAAGCGAUGAUGUUAGUGUACCAUCUAAGUCUAUAAUGAAAGUAGUAUCACCAACCAUUUCCCCGAAAAAGAAAUCCACCGGGGCUCGAUCACGUCCCAGGCUUGAGCUUGACAAAGAUAACCUCAAUAUUGGAGGCGUAGAAAAAGGUCACCGAAGGUCGAAUAGGAGGAGUGAAAGUCAAAGCAACAGUGAAAGCCCACGUGUUUCCACCACAACCUCAAGGACCUCGAACUUAGCUCUUCAUACUUCAUCGGCGCGAAUCCUGACAAAACGGAAACGUGGACGUACGAUUUCUUGA
Messenger RNA from Phytomonas sp. Hart1, 2061 nucleotides. Lineage: Eukaryota; Euglenozoa; Kinetoplastea; Trypanosomatida; Trypanosomatidae. The record is from the annotation of a GenBank genome assembly.